UCCUUUCCAAUCCACGUCCAAGUAAACACAACAAAGAAUCAAAAAAAGAUGAACACUCCAAUAAAACUCACUUUUCUCAUUCUCUGCAUCGCCCUAACCGCAACCGCAUUCGUAGUCCCAGCAAAACGUGCCGAUGUUACACCGGAACACGAAAAAACUGUGGCAGGAAUCUGCAGCGUUGUGGAAGACAAAAAUCUUUGUAGCAUAACCUUGAAAACCGUCCCAAGCAAUGACCCAGCCUUCUUGGUCCGUUACUUAGCCACAGCCGCAGAAUCCUCUGUUAAAAAGGGUUUGAACUUCCUCUCCGAAAUCAAACCCAAAUACAAAGGAAACGCCUUCGCCACAAACUGCAUCACCGGUUGCGAAAAACAGCUAAACAACGCCUUGGAAGACUUUUCAGAUUUUUGGAAAGCCGUGGGGAAAAACGUAACCAGCAUGGCGGAUAAUUACUUCACGUGCAAGAAGAAGAUGAAUUCUAUCUUCACGUACCAGUCGACUUGUCUUGAUGACAUUUACGACAAAACGUUAUUGAAAGAGGUUCAAGGAGGAAUAGGGCUUGGGAAAAGAAUCAGUGGUGAGUCAGUGGAUGUGUUCGCUGGAAUGGACAAAGUCUUUAACACAUUAAACAUUAAGACCAAACUUAACCAGCAAGAUACCGAUUCGUUGCUCCCACCACCUUUGUCGUUUUACUACCAUUGAUUUAUUUAUUAACAUUAUACAUAUAUAACAAAGAGAAAUGUGCAUCGACUGGGGUUUUUCAGAUAUUUUAGGAAUCUUGUAAGGGUUCCUUUUUGAUGUAUAUUUGUAAUUACGAUGUUAUAGGUGAUAAUCAUGUAUGGACCUCGUGGUUGGAAAGGAUAUGGGAAAAAUGUGAUUAUUAUCUAAUAAUAAUAAAUUUAAUUUGUAACUUAUUUGGUUUA
This is a messenger RNA of Raphanus sativus (radish), 920 nucleotides long. Its product is annotated as probable pectinesterase/pectinesterase inhibitor. The coding region runs from base 49 to 699 and encodes 216 amino acids. The transcript has a single exon. NCBI's taxonomy places the organism in Eukaryota, Viridiplantae, Streptophyta, Magnoliopsida, Brassicales, Brassicaceae. Gene Ontology annotation, molecular function: enzyme inhibitor activity. The record is from RefSeq and is a predicted model, not a curated record.